CGAUGGCGGCGGGCCGCUCCCCGCCCACCUUCCUGCUGCUGGGGGCGGCGGGCGGCGGGAAGAGCCUCCUGCUGCGGCGGCUGCGCCAGCUGAGCGCCGAGGAGCCCGCGGAGCUGGGCGAGCCCCCGGCCACGCUGCCCACGGUGGGCACCAACCUGACGGACCUGCGGCUGCCGCGGAGGGUGACCGUGCGGGAGCUGGGCGGCUGCAUGGGCCCCAUCUGGCCCAGCUACUACAGCGAGUGCAGCGCUCUCCUGUUCGUCGUGGAUGCCUCCAACCCCACCCAGGUCUCCUCGUCCUGCGUCCAGCUGCUCUCAGUCCUCUCAGCAGCGCCACUCGCCUCUGUGCCUGUCCUGGUGCUCUUCAACAAGAUUGACCUGCCCUGCUACAUGUCACUGGUGGAGAUGAAGUCACUGUUCCGCAUGCAGGACAUCGUGUCCUGUGCUACGCAGCCCAUCACGAUGCUGGAGACCAGCGCCCGCGAUGGCACCGGCCUGGCUGAUGUCCUGCAGUGGCUUCGGACCGCCCUCAAAGACCCCUGCUGACCCCAGCCCUGCCAGGUGCCUCUGGCAGCCCAGGACAAUCCUGUCACAGAAGGAGGUGGCAAAGGAGCAGGUGCCCUGCCUGGGACUGGGAGCAGAGCCGAGGACUGUGCCUUGGGCUGUUGGACUGGAUCCCUGUGGGACAUCACAGUAAAACUCCCACCAAACUGUUCAGGCUGGUGGCUGCCUUGUGCUCGGAGGGAGAACCUGGGCUUUUAGGAAAGGGACAAGCAGAAGCCACCAAGGCCAGAUUGUGCUGGCAGCUCCAGGCACAGGAGGGGUUCCUGCAGUGGGGUUGGAGGCUGCAGCAGCACCUGAGCUGAGCUAAGCAUGGCAGAGGUGGGUAAGGCCCCCUGGGUUUAAGACUGAGUGCAUGGGGGGCUCCUGCCAGCAGUUCUGGCUGUGUGAGCCUCAUGCCAGCCCAGUGGGGUGACCCUGGGGAGGCACUGGGUGACCUGGGUGUAGCUAGGGCAAGACCAGUGACUGGGAUGCUUCAGUAGAGAUGUCUCACAAGCUACAGCAAAUGCCAGCCCAUGGCUGCUCUCCGGCACUCACCUGGCCUCAGGCAAUUUCAGAAUGGGUCAAGCUGGAAAUGACCACAGUGGGUCAUCUGGUCCAAUCUCUCUGGUCAAGUAGGGACAUGGCACAGGAUUGCAUCCAGACAGUUCUGGACUAUCUCCAGUGAGAAGGAUGCACCUUCUCUGGGCAAUCUGUGCCAGUGUGCUGUCACUGGCACAGGAAGUUCAUUCUGAUAGAGUAUCACAGAAUAUUGGAGGGGACCCAUCAAGAUCAUAUUUAGGUGGAACUUCCUGCGAA
Messenger RNA from Lonchura striata (white-rumped munia), 1358 nucleotides. The record is from RefSeq and is a predicted model, not a curated record. NCBI's taxonomy places the organism in Eukaryota, Metazoa, Chordata, Aves, Passeriformes, Estrildidae.